GAUCGUCCGCUGAUUAUGUGGCUCGACGAAGCGGAUGCCUACCUGAGCGAGCUCCUGCGACGCGAGGGGCGGGGUGACUUCUCCUCUACUCCGUGUGCUUGUGGCUCCAAUGCUGCGCACGCUCAAUAUCGGUGCGAAGACUGUUAUGGGGAUCGUCUCUACUGCGAACGGUGCACCGUCCGUUUUCACCAGAAGCUUCCUCUUCAUCGCAUCAAGCGGUGGAGCGGCUUGUUCUUCGAGCGCGUUUCUCUCAAGUCUAUGGGGGUCCGCGUCCAGCUCGGGCACGAGCCAGGCGAGGUUUGCAGGAACCCUAAGACUGCGGCUGGCGACGACUUCGUCGUGCUAGACGUCCUCGGCAUCCAUGAAGUCGGGCUCGACUUCUGCGGAUGUGAUCUUGCCCGUCCGCAUCACAAGCAGCUUCUGCGUUUGGGUUGGUUCCCGGCCACGUCGGUAAAUCCGAAGACCGCCGCCACCUUCCGCCUCCUCGAAGUCUUCCAUACUCUCUCGAACCAAUCCAAGGUUUCGGGGUGGGAGUACUACUGCGCUCUCGCCCAGCGCACAGACAAUACGGGCACCAAGCCGCCAAAGGAUCGCUACCGCGCUUUCAUGAUGAUGAUCCGCCAAUGGCGACAUCUGAAAAUGAUGAAGCGUGCAGGGCGAGGCAACGUCGAGGGAGGUAUCGGCGCUGCCGAGCAGGGCUCAUGUGUUGUCGAGUGCCCGGCGUGUCCACAACCUGGCAAGAACCUUCCGAACGACUGGGAGACGGAUCCGCCGGCCAGAAGGUACGUGUGGCUCUAUCGCCUGCAUCUCGCGAUUGACGCCAACUUCCGCCUCAAGCGGAAGAAGGUGUCUAAUGAUGCGGUAGACCCAAGCCUCAACAAGGGGUGCGCGUACGUAGUUGAGGAGACGGCAUAUAAGGAUCAUAUUGCCAAGUUCGACAACCAGCGUACCGACCCCACGCAGAGCUGCAACAACCACGACGCGGUCAAGCUGGCUACUCUCAAGGGUGGGGCCGGCCUCGCGGCUUCUGGGGUGGCUACGGUCGACUGCGCAAGGCAUGACAUGAAGCGUCCGUGUUCAACGGGCGACCUUCAGAAGGGUGAACGAUAUGUGAACAUCGACUACCUUGGCAACUCCUCCCUUCAGCAAAACACGCCCAUCGACAUCGCUGCGUCGUACGACAUCUCCUGUCAGUACAGCCGCAAGUUCGACGAGCGGUUCGACAACUAUGGCUUCGACGUCUCGCGUCACGACAUCACCUGGGGAAUUCCAAAGUUCCACAUCAACGCCCACCAGGAGAAGUGCCGCGCGGACUACAACUGGCACUUCCUCCCGUGGUCCGCUCGUCUUGACGGGGAGGGUGUUGAACGUAACUGGGGGAAGUCCAACCCGGCCGCGGCUAGCACGAAGGAGAUGGGGCCAGGCUCGCGCCGCGACUUCCUCGAUGACAUGUUCUCCCAUCACAACUGGGUAAAGGUCUCCAAUCUAGCAAUGACUCUGCUCAAGAAGAUGAAGAAGGCCGUCCCAGAGCGCGACACGCAGAUUAUCGCCUUUCAGGAAUACAACAGCGCGUUCGCCCCUGCGACGACCGAGCAGUGGCGCCUCGCAGUAGAGGCUUGGGAGGCUGAUUCGACGAAACCGAACCCCUUCCUCCUGAAGCGGCCUGUUAUCACCCAAGCUUCCAUCAAGCGGCAGAUUGCCGAGGCCGACGCGCAACAGCUGAAAGACGGCACGGCUGCCGCUCUGCACGAGAAGCUGUCCGCCAGUGGCGUGGUGAUAGCAGGGCUGGAGAUAGAGGAACACCAGCGACGUUUGAGAUCCGACUACGCCGAGUUAUCCGCCCACCCCACAGACCUUCAACGUGCCCGUCUCCAAGAGCGACAAAAUCAACUGCGCCGGAAGAUCGACGCAUGGGCGGAUAUCCAACAGUUGUACAUGCCCGGCGUCGCUGCUCACCGCGAGCGUCUUAUGUCUCAGUCCGAUACCGCUGCCCUGUCUUACAACAUCCCGCUCCUACUCCCUUCCGCCGCUACCGGUCUUCUGUCCUUCCCCGCGGCCAUGCUCGAGCACGAAUGGAGUCUCCGACAUGCGCAGGCCCACGAAGCCUUGAGCGACCUGCGGGGUCACCUCGAGGUGCGCUCGCAUCUAUACAAGGUGAAAGAUCGGUUCGUCCGCGGGCAGCGCGCAAACACUCGCGCGCACACCAUCAUCAAGACGGUCAACGCGAAGAUCGCAGCGGACGCGGCGCGGUACCGCAUCGCGUACCACUGCAUGUACGUGCUCAGCGCGCCCUUGGCGAAGUCGAACUGGCAGGACGGCCUCCGCAACCUCACCGACGCGGACAUACGGCACGUCACGGAGAGCGACGACAGUCAGUCUGAAGGGCGCCGGAAGAUAUCCUGGAUCUGGAAUGCUGGUGCGCCCUCCAACAGUCCCGGCGAGAUCGAUGCGUUGCAGGAUACCCUACGCGUGGAAUGGUGCAAGGCGCGCGCGCGCGCGCGGCGUUGGGCGGAGGAGGUCGAACUCUUGCAGGAGGAAAUGCGCCGCGUCGUUUUGUAUCAUGACUGGGCCUCCCGUCAGUGGCUGGAGAGGGUGGAUGCGAAUACCGCUCAGUCGUCCGACUAUCGCGAUGGCGCCAACGCGUACGCAUACCGCCAGUCGGCGGUUCGCGCGUGGAUGCGGGACUUCUGUCAUCAUUCGUGGCGGUAUGUUCCGGACUGGGUCAACCUUGGCGAAGCUAGUCUAGAAGAGACCCUUUGA
Trametes versicolor FP-101664 SS1 is the source of this 2760-nucleotide messenger RNA. RefSeq lists its product as uncharacterized. The annotation marks the transcript as partial. The transcript is spliced from 9 exons. The record is from RefSeq and is a predicted model, not a curated record. Lineage: Eukaryota; Fungi; Basidiomycota; Agaricomycetes; Polyporales; Polyporaceae.